Myotis brandtii (Brandt's bat) is the source of this 1287-nucleotide messenger RNA. RefSeq names its product guanine nucleotide-binding protein G(I)/G(S)/G(O) subunit gamma-7. NCBI's taxonomy places the organism in Eukaryota, Metazoa, Chordata, Mammalia, Chiroptera, Vespertilionidae. Gene Ontology annotation, biological process: G protein-coupled receptor signaling pathway. The transcript has 2 exons. The record is from RefSeq and is a predicted model, not a curated record. The coding region runs from base 1002 to 1244 and encodes 80 amino acids. Gene Ontology annotation, cellular component: heterotrimeric G-protein complex. Gene Ontology annotation, molecular function: G-protein beta-subunit binding.
UCAUCCAUGUUAUUCUGAUUUGCUUUUUAACAUUUCCCACUGGCUGCCUUGAGAAUAGUGGCGGGGGUGGGGGUGGACCAGGGUGGACUGGUCCAAGUGAGCAAGGGUGGAGAUGGGACCCAUGUGGUGGUGGAGAGAAGUGACCAGAUUCAGGACCUAAUUUGAAGGUUAAUUGGCUGGGACUUGAGAAGGGAUUAGAGGUGGGGAUACCGGAAAGAGAGGAAUAAAGGAGUUUGAGAUUUGGGCCAGGGCAGUUUGGUGGAUGGUGGUGAAUCUGGGGGCAGAGGGUCUGGGGAGAAGGCAAUCCAGAAUCCAGCCUUGGCCUACUUAGGUGAGAGACACCGGAGCGAUGGGUGGGAUGGACCAAGGAGACUGGAGGGUCCUCAGGGGGAUCGAGGUCAGGGCAGGGCUGGGUUGGGGCAAAGGAAGCCAUCAGCAUAAGCCGUGGACUGAGGCAUCCAUGUUGUGGAUCCUGGAACAGAGAGUGUAGAUGGAGAGGAGAGGCAGGGAUGCACCCGAGCCUGGGGGCACUGCACACUGGGGUACAGAGGCUGGUAAAAGAGGGGUGUUGGGGCCAGUUAGCAGGGGAUUAAGCAGAUCAGUGACAGGCCAAGGCCACACACUCCCUCUGCCAAGGUAACGCAAGACCACAGGGUGCCCACCAGGCCUCCUGGGGCAGGGAGCCCCUUGGCUGAGGCAGCUGCUGCUGCUGUCACUGGUGACAUUUCACUCCGUGAGUGUCCUGGCUUCAAAGUCUCUGCAGGGGUCAGGGAGGAGGGGACUGGAGAGGCCAGGUCGGGGUGGGGGGUGAGGGAGAGAGGCAGAGCAGGGCCACAGGAGAACUGAGCAGCCAGGAGUCGGCCAGAGUCCUCAGCUGAGGUAUGUGGUUCUGAUGGGUGGGGAGCAUCCACCCCUAUCCCACAGUUCUCAGGGGACACCAGGAGAGGUGCAGGGACCCUCGCGUGGCCUAGGACUCCAGGUCUGGGUUCAGCCUGCUUCCUAUGGCCCUUCUCCCCCUCCCCCAGAUGUCCAGCAAGGAGGCCAUUGGCUGCGACAUCGGGCAGGCCCGCCAGGCCGUGGAGCAGCUGAGGAUGGAGGCUGGCAUCGACCGCAUAAAGGUGUCCAAGGCAGCCGCUGACCUGCUGCAGUUCUGCAUGGAGCAGGCCAAGAGCGACCCGUUCCUGGUGGGCAUCCCUGCUGCCACCAACCCCUUCAAGGAGAAGAAGCCUUGCGCCAUCCUAUGAUACUGGCCCCGAGGCCCCCUCAAUAAACAUGAAGUAAAUGCUC